Messenger RNA from Lodderomyces pseudojiufengensis, 456 nucleotides. RefSeq names its product cytosine deaminase (gene FCA1). Gene Ontology annotation, cellular component: nucleus; cytoplasm. The transcript has a single exon. The coding region runs from base 1 to 456 and encodes 151 amino acids. The record is from RefSeq and is a predicted model, not a curated record. NCBI's taxonomy places the organism in Eukaryota, Fungi, Ascomycota, Pichiomycetes, Serinales, Debaryomycetaceae. Gene Ontology annotation, molecular function: diaminohydroxyphosphoribosylaminopyrimidine deaminase activity.
AUGACUUUGGAUCAUAAAUUAGGAAUGAAAAUAGCUUACGAAGAAGCACGGAAAUCAUAUAAUGAAGGAGGAAUACCAAUAGGUGGGUGUUUAAUCAAAAAAGAUGGAACAAUUAUAUCUCGAGGACAUAACAUGAGAGUUCAAAAGCAAUCUGCUACAUUACAUGGUGAAAUUUGUGUGUUAGAAAGAGCAGGAAGAUUACCAGCCAGUGUAUAUAAAGAUUGCAUCUUAUAUACUACUUUAUCAGCUUGUCCAAUGUGUAGUGGAAGUGUUUUGCUUUAUAAAAUACCGACCUUAGUUUGUGGAGAAGAUACAAAUUUCAAAGGCCCACAUGAUUGGUUAGAGCAAAACGGGGUUGAAGUCAUAAAUUUGAAUGAUCAAGAUUGUAAAGAACUUAUGGCUAAAUUCAUCAAAGAGAAACCAGAACUCUGGUAUGAAGAUAUUGGUGAGGAUUAA